AUGGGUGUUGUAGAUGAAGGAACACGAAGAUUAAUUAGAAAUGAAUUGAAAGAUGCUAUGGAUACAUAUCAUAUGUGUUAUAAUGUUCAAGUAACAAAUUUUUUAACAGAUUUAUUUACAUCUUAUGAUAAGGUAAAAAUUAGAUCAUAUGUAGAUAAAAUAGCUGUAGCCAUGAGAAGUGGAUGUGUAGAUGUUAAAGCUUUAUCAUUAGAAAGUCUAAAAGUUAUUUUAACACAUUUAUCUACUGCCAAGGAUGAUAGACUAAAAGUUAUAAAUGUUUUUAAAGAUCAGUACAAAGAUGGUGAGGAAACACCAAAGAAAAAGAGUUUUAUUCCAACAGAGGAAGAAAUAUGUGGUAUUCAAACAACUAGAUUAUUAACAAUAAAACGACUAAUGGAUGACAGAAGAAAUACCAUUGUAAAUAAAAUUCCUGGACAACUUAAAAAUAUUCAAACAUUAUAUGGAUAUGCAAAGUUGGAUUAUCUUGUCUCAAUUAUUGGAUGUGCCUUUGUAGAUAGUAAAAAUAAGUAUAAAAUAGAAGAUUAUGAAUCAAUGAUACGAAUGAAUUUAUCAAAAAAUUGUGAAUAUGGGGAUGGUAUAUUAUCUAUUGGAACACCUUUGAUGUUCACGGGUUAUUAUGCUGAUGGUGUAAUAAAUGUAAUAAAAAUUGAGUUACCUCCAUUAAUUAAUGUUCCAAAAGAAGUUAUAAAUAAUAAAAUAAAUAAUGGCGAUACUUUAAAAUCUAUUCACCAAUUGUUAUCAGGUUUCAGUCAAAGUCCACCAAAAUGUCUUGUGUUAAUGGGAAAUUUUAUUAAAUCACCAUUAAGCACAGGAUCUUUUGAAGAGUAUUCAGAUGGAUUUAGGAGACUUGGAAAUAUUUUCAAAGAUAUUAUAAGUUUAUAUCCAAUUUGGAAAGAUGUAAAGUAUGUUGUUGUUCCUGGAGACCAGGAUAUUCCAUCAUCUGUUAUAUAUCCAAAGUUACCAAUACCUCAAUUUCUUCAAAAAUAUUUUAUUGAGGGACUGGACAUAACAUUUACAUCCAAUCCAACAAUUAUUACAAAUAAAGGACAACGAAUACUUGUAUGUGGAUCAAAUAAUGUUAUAGAAAAAAUGUGCCGUGAUGCUUUUCACAUACCUCAUGAUGUAACAAAGAUCAGUGAUCAAUUUGUUGAAACAAUCAUUCGCAUGAGACAUAUUCAACCAUUACCAAAUUACAUUUCUUUGAUUUCUCCAGCAUAUGAUGAUUUGUUUUCACUGGAAAAUUUACCUGAUAUGAUUGUUCUUGGUGAUCGUUUUAAAUCAUAUAGAAGUACAGUCGGUGAUUGUUUAGUAGCAAAUCCUGGACAAUUUACCAAAGCAAAUGGAUUCGAGUUUCUAGUUUACUAUCCUCAUGAUAAAAUUUGUGAAUAUUCGGCAAUUGAUAUGGCCUUAGAAUAA
Strongyloides ratti is the source of this 1437-nucleotide messenger RNA. RefSeq names its product DNA polymerase epsilon subunit 2. Bases 1 to 1437 code for a protein of 478 amino acids. Gene Ontology annotation, molecular function: DNA binding. The record is from RefSeq and is a predicted model, not a curated record. Gene Ontology annotation, biological process: error-prone translesion synthesis; DNA-templated DNA replication. NCBI's taxonomy places the organism in Eukaryota, Metazoa, Nematoda, Chromadorea, Rhabditida, Strongyloididae. Gene Ontology annotation, cellular component: epsilon DNA polymerase complex. The transcript is spliced from 3 exons.